CCAAAUUCAGAGAUGACUUGCGUUUGCAUUUAGUUUUUUUGACAGUUGAGGUUAAGUGCAGAAGUGUUUACUCAAAUUAAUAAUUUUAAUCAAAGAAAAUUCAAAUUCUUUGAGAAAUGUCGACCUUAGAAGACAAAUCGAUUUGGGAAGACGGCGAGGAAGCGCUCGGCGAGGAGGUUUUAAGAAUGUCCACUGACGUUAUCAUAGGUCAUACGCGAUUGCUGGACAAUGAGAUCAAAAUAAUGAAGAGCGAAGUGAUGCGAAUAAACCACGAACUGCAAGCGCAAAACGAGAAGAUCAAAGAAAACACCGAGAAGAUAAAAGUGAACAAAACCUUGCCUUACUUGGUCUCGAACGUAAUUGAACUGUUGGACGUAGAUCCCCAGGAAGAGGAAGAGGACGGUGCUGUAGUUGAUUUGGAUUCUCAGAGAAAAGGGAAAUGCGCUGUAGUUAAAACGUCCACAAGACAGACCUAUUUCCUACCCGUGAUAGGGCUGGUCGAUGAGGAGAAACUGAAACCGGGAGAUCUAGUGGGAGUCAACAAAGACUCGUAUCUAAUUCUGGAAACAUUACCUGCAGAGUACGAUGCGAGAGUCAAGGCCAUGGAAGUCGAUGAAAGGCCUUCUGAACAGUAUUCCGAUAUCGGAGGUUUAGAUAAGCAAAUACAAGAACUUAUCGAGGCUGUUGUACUACCUAUGACUCAUAAAGACAAGUUCGUUAACUUGGGAAUUCAUCCUCCCAAAGGUGUUCUCCUUUACGGUCCCCCGGGUACCGGUAAAACCCUCCUAGCCAGAGCCUGCGCCGCCCAAACCAAAUCAACUUUCCUCAAACUGGCCGGUCCUCAGUUAGUCCAGAUGUUCAUAGGCGACGGCGCCAAGUUAGUCCGAGACGCCUUCGCCUUGGCCAAAGAGAAGGCACCCGCUAUAAUAUUCAUCGACGAGCUGGACGCCAUCGGUACGAAGCGAUUCGACUCGGAGAAAGCCGGAGACCGGGAGGUCCAACGAACCAUGUUGGAACUGCUCAACCAACUGGACGGCUUCAGCUCGACAUCCGACAUCAAAGUCAUAGCGGCUACGAAUCGCGUGGAUAUUCUGGAUCCCGCCCUGCUGCGGUCCGGAAGGUUGGACCGGAAGAUCGAGUUCCCGCAUCCCAACGAAGAGGCGCGGGCGAGAAUCAUGCAGAUUCACUCCAGGAAAAUGACGGUUAACCCGGACGUGAACUUCGAGGAAUUGGCCAGGUCUACUGAUGACUUCAAUGGGGCCCAGUGUAAGGCUGUGUGCGUCGAAGCUGGUAUGAUCGCUCUCAGACGUAACGCUACUGCUGUGACUCACGAGGACUACAUGGAUGCUAUUAUGGAAGUUCAAGCCAAGAAAAAGGCGAAUUUGAAUUAUUACGCCUAAUUAAAUCUAGUUUUUUUUUUAAUAAACAUUUCGUAAAGUUUUUUUUCGGUCAUUCUAUUAACAGUUUCUAUGAACAUUAUUUAUAUUAAUAAUUAAAACUAUAUUAAAAUUAAGUAUUGUAUGUGAUGUUUAUGUUAAUCUAGUAAUGAUGUCACUUUUACUUGAUCAUUAGCAGUACAAAAUAAAUGAUUUUUACUUAGGACGAAUGAAAAAAGUACAACCUUGCAAAUUGCAAAUUGUGAUGUCAUUGCUAGAUAAGCAUGAAUGUACUAUAUGUCUAUUAUUUAUGCUGAAAAAGCACAAAAUCGAUAAAAACUCAUAAUUAAGUAAAGAACUAGUGGAAGGUUACAAAUUAUUGUUCGAUUUGAGUAUAUUUUGGGAUGAAAGGGCGUGUUUAAAUAAAAUACAAUAAACUAAACGUAUCUGCAUAUAUUUAUA
Phyllotreta striolata is the source of this 1838-nucleotide messenger RNA. NCBI's taxonomy places the organism in Eukaryota, Metazoa, Arthropoda, Insecta, Coleoptera, Chrysomelidae. The record is from the annotation of a GenBank genome assembly.